CCAAUAAAAUUGGCGACUUUGCUGGAGCUAAUCGGCGGUGAACUCGUUAUAACUCGAACGACAAGCUUUGCUCCUUCGGUGUCUGCUUCUGGGAUUAGUCUUAGUAUUAGUUGCUGCAGUUGCCAAAGAAGCAAUUACUGAUCAGCCUUCAAAGCUCGAAGCUUCCCUUUCCUCCUCGAGGCAACAAGCCUCCGAGUCUUCGAAAGCUGCAUUCAUGGGAUCGUCGCUGCAGGAGGAGCGGCGGCAGAGGCUGCUGGUGCGCACAACUGAGCCAGAGGGUCUUGCGGAGUACACAGGUGAUGGGUCAGUUGACUUUAGAGGUUAUCCUAUUUUAAAACAUAACACGGGGAACUGGAGAGCAUGCUCAUUGAUUCUUGGAACUGAAGUAUGUGAACGUUUGGCCUACUAUGGCAUCUCAAAAAGUUUGGUCACUUACCUUUCGAAAAGACUGCAUGAAGGAAAUGUCUCUGCAGCAAGGAACUUUACAACCUGGCAAGGAACUUGUUAUCUCACACCACUUAUUGGAGCAACCUUAGCAGAUUCGUACUGGGGAAAGUACCGGACUAUUGCUGUUUUCUCCGCUAUUUACUUUCUUGGGAUGGCAGCAUUGACACUUUCAGCAUCAGUUCCUUCUUUCAAGCCCCCUCAAUGUGUAGGGUCUAUUUGUCCACAACCGACCUUACCUCAAUAUCUUAUAUACUUUGUUGGAUUAUACAUGAUUGCUUUGGGGGCUGGAGGUAUCAAACCAUGUGUUUCAUCCUUUGGUGCUGACCAGUUUGAUGAUACUGAUCCGGUUGAGAAAACAAAGAAAGGCACUUUCUUCAAUUGGUUUUAUUUCUCCAUAAAUAUUGGUUCUUUGAUCUCAGGCACUGUUCUUAUUUGGGUACAAGAGAAUUGUGGAUAUGGUAUUGGAUUUGGAAUCCCUACUUUUUUCAUUGCCCUCGCUAUUGGAAGCUUUUUUAUAGGUUCGGAGAUAUAUAGAUUUCAGAUACCUGGAGGAAGCCCACUUACAAGAGCAUUUCAGGUAGUUGUGGCAGCCAUUCACAAGAGAAAAGCUGAUUUACCAGUUGAGAGUUCUCUUCUCUAUGAGCUUGAUGGUAAGACUUCAGCUAUUGAGGGGAGUCGUAAGCUGGAGCAUAGUAGCGAAUUCAGUUUCCUUGACAAAGCUGCAGUCAUUUUGUGGGAUGAAUGUGAUGGUUCUCCUAAUCCAUGGAGACUUUACACUGUCACACAGGUCGAAGAGCUCAAAAUAUUAAUGAGGAUGUUUCCAAUCUGGGCAACAGGAAUUGUGUUCUUCACAGUGUGUGCUCAAAAUUCGUCAAUGUUUAUAGAACAAGGGAUGGCCCUUGAUAACCAAAUUGGAUCUUUUAAGAUUCCACCAGCCACUUUGUCAUCCUUAGAUGUUAUCAGUAUUGUUGUUUGGGUCCCAAUUUAUGAAAGGUUUGUUGUGCCCGUAGCCAGGAGGUUCACUGGAAAUGAGAGGGGUUUCUCGGAGCUUCAAAGAAUCGGAGUUGGUCUAUUUGUGUCUACUACUGCAGUGGCAGUUGCAGCACUAGUCGAGAUUAAGCGUCUGCAGAUCGCAAGCGCAGAGGAUCUGAUCCAUCAGAAGGUACCUGUUCCUAUGAGCAUUCUUUGGCAAGCACCUCAGUACUUGUUGGUUGGUGUCGGCGAGGUGUUCACAUCCAUUGGUCAAGCUGAGUUUUUCUACAAUCAGUCUCCAGAUGCCAUGAGAAGCCUAUGCUCAGCUUUUGCUCUUGUUACUGUGUCACUCGGGAGUUACCUUAGCUCAUUCAUACUGGCCUUGGUGUCAUAUUUCACGACUCGAAAUGGCCAAUUGGGGUGGAUCCCUGAUAACUUAAAUGAAGGCCAUCUCGACCGCUUCUUCUGGCUGAUAUCUGGCCUCAGCUCUCUGAAUCUUCUUGUUUUCAUAUAUUAUGCACAGCAAUACAAGUGCAAGAGAGCUUCUGUAGUUUAAAGUUCUGGCUUUCCUGCCUGUUAUUUGUUGUACAGCAAGCUAUAUGUAUAAUCUGUCUUAUGUUCAAACACCUCCAGUGUAUAAUCUUUUCUGUAAUGUACAAGUUACAAGUAUUUCAUCCUCAAUGGUACUGAGAUGCAACAUUAAUUGGACAGUGGAAUCAGAUUUCCUUUUUUCCUCUGUUAAUCAAA
Molecule: messenger RNA, 2166 nt
Organism: Phragmites australis (common reed)
Lineage: Eukaryota; Viridiplantae; Streptophyta; Magnoliopsida; Poales; Poaceae
Product: protein NRT1/ PTR FAMILY 8.3-like
Exons: 5
Coding region: 215-1975 (586 amino acids)
Biological process (GO): transmembrane transport; oligopeptide transport
Cellular component (GO): membrane
Molecular function (GO): transmembrane transporter activity
Source: RefSeq, a predicted model, not a curated record